Messenger RNA from Candidozyma haemuli, 1470 nucleotides. Its product is annotated as Zn(2+) transporter. Bases 1 to 1470 code for a protein of 489 amino acids. The record is from RefSeq and is a predicted model, not a curated record. Gene Ontology annotation, biological process: zinc ion transmembrane transport. Gene Ontology annotation, cellular component: membrane. Gene Ontology annotation, molecular function: zinc ion transmembrane transporter activity. NCBI's taxonomy places the organism in Eukaryota, Fungi, Ascomycota, Pichiomycetes, Serinales, Metschnikowiaceae. The transcript has a single exon.
AUGCUUGACUUUAUGAAAAGCUUCAACCAAGGGUGGUACCUCACCACCCUUUCAUCCAUUUUGUGUGCCCUGGGGACGUUUAUCAUUUUCCUCGAUGACAUUUAUGAGAUUUUGUUCCCACGUUGGUUCACAAGGAGGUUUCCUUUCCAUUUGAAGGAGAACUACGCUUUUAUGAACGGGUCUUUGGCAUUCAGUUCCGGCUGUUUAUUGUUUACGGCGUUAUACAGACUUUUACCUGAGGCGAUGGAGAAUCUCAUCCCCAGCGAUGAAUCAGCAGACGUAUCACAACAAGAGAUCAAUAUCGUGUUGAUUACUUCUUUUAUUGCGGGAAUUGCUGCAUGUUACAUUUUCAACCAGCUUUUGCAUUUGCUUACUGCUGAAUCGGUGGUGCAUUGUUCUCAUGACGGUGAAGAUAAAGUGGAGUCUCUUCCUUACUCUGAGCUUCGUGACGAACACCACUCUCACAGCCAUGGACACGAUGAACCUGAGCAUCACGAACAAAGCCAUAGCCAUAGUCAUGGCAACGACGCUGGUGCUCACCAUGAUCACGAAGAGUCUGCUGGCACGUCUUCUGGUGCCGCUCACAACGCUACUGCUCCUGCUACUGCCGAGGAAUUAGAGAGCGCUCCUUUAUUGGGCCACCGCAAGUCACAGGGGCUUCUUCACUACUUUGCUCAAAAUGAGGAGGACGACCAGUUGUUAGGUGAAUGUAAGGGCUACACCUCUGCUGAGCUUUGUUUACACGACCAGGUCCAGAGCAAGCCCCAUUUCUGCGAGAUCCCUGCUAUCCGCAAAAAUGAGAGCGAGGAGAGCCUGGCGCUGGCGCUGGGACAUUCCGAAGACGAUCACCGCCAUGAUCAUCGCCAAAAGUCCGACGUGACGUUUACUAGAUCUGUCCUGGAAGUCCAUUCUCAACAUGGAAGGUCAGAACACCAUCACCACCAUGUUAACUCCCCCCUUUCUAGACUUAUGCUUAUUGGCGUGCAAACAAUCCUUGCCAUUACGUUGCAUAAAUUUCCUGAAGGUUUUAUCACAUAUAUUACCUCCGAGACUGAUCCCGAGCUCGGAGUUUCUAUUUUCCUAAGCCUUUUGAUUCAUAACUUCACUGAGGGCUUUUCCAUGUGUUUGCCACUUUACUACUCCUUUGCGUCUGGCAAAGCGCGUUGGGCUAAGUUCAAGGCGGUUAGUAUUAGUGCAAUUUUAGGUGGCUUCUCGCAACCUUUGGGAGCACUUGGUGGCUUUAUCUUUUUAAAAGCAAACCAUGCGGGUAAUUCAAAUAUAGACAUUGACAAGCUCAACUUCAUUUUCGGCAUCACCAUGGCUGUGACCUCUGGGUUCCUUUGUGUGAUUGCGUUAUCGAUGUACGGCUCUGCCGUGGCAUUCAGCGGCUCGCCCAACUUUGUUAUGAUUUGGUGCAUUGUGGGUAUGUGCAUAAUUGGCCUCCUGUCGCUUAUCUUGGCUGAAACCUAA